AUGGAGGAAAAGGACAAGUUUUUUAACAUGAUAUCCCGUAUGUGUUCAAGUCAGGAGGGUGACGUAUCUGAUGAGGAUAUCACUCAAGAUCAGCUAAGGACACUUGGAGGAAUUGAGAGAAUAGGUAACCAGCUCAUGUCAGUUGUGUGCAAGAUUUUACUGGCCGAUAUGAAGAGCGAAGGAGAAGCGAAGCGACACAUAUUUGAUACUGACUUUAUGGCAAUAAUGGCUGUGAACCCAUCUCGGUGGGAUGCUAGAAAACGAGAAAAGCAGUUUUCACCUGAAUAUGUCGAUUACAACAUAGGAGACUGUGACUUGAUAUUUGGACCUACACUUAUUGGUGCUCACUGGUUUUGUCUUGUGAUUGAGCCUAAGACAAUGAAUUUCUAUGUGCUAGACUCAAUGAAGCCAAGUUUUGCUGCUAAGAAGAGUAAGAAGAAAGGUGUAGCUGAUGAUGAUAUGAUGACUGUGGUCAUUGAAUGUAGGGAUCGAUUUUAUGACAUGAUUGAGAUAGUAAAGCCCAAUACCAUUGGAAAGAAGAAAAUGAGUGACAUUAUUUGGGCCCCUGUUCCUCAACAAAACAAUCUGCGAGACUGUGGUGUUCAUAUUUUAAUAUGGUUAAGCGAAUGGGAGCCCAGUGUGAUGCUUGACUACAGUGAAGAACAUGUUGCUAAUUUCGAAUGA
Molecule: messenger RNA, 684 nt
Organism: Neltuma alba
Lineage: Eukaryota; Viridiplantae; Streptophyta; Magnoliopsida; Fabales; Fabaceae
Product: ubiquitin-like-specific protease ESD4
Exons: 6
Coding region: 1-684 (227 amino acids)
Biological process (GO): protein desumoylation; proteolysis
Cellular component (GO): nucleus
Molecular function (GO): deSUMOylase activity
Source: RefSeq, a predicted model, not a curated record